AUGUGGGAGCUGCAGUCAGCCUCCUUCUGGAGGGCCAUAUUUGCUGAGUUCUUCGCCACCCUCUUCUAUGUCUUCUUCGGGCUGGGGGCCUCACUGCGCUGGGCGCCGGGACCCCUGCAUGUCCUGCAGGUGGCUCUGGCCUUUGGCCUGGCCCUGGCUACUCUGGUGCAGGCUGUGGGCCACAUCAGUGGGGCCCAUGUCAAUCCUGCUGUCACUUUUGCCUUCCUUGUGGGCUCCCAGAUGUCCCUGCUCCGUGCCUCCUGCUAUAUGGCAGCCCAACUCCUGGGAGCCGUGGCUGGGGCCGCCGUGCUGUAUAGCGUUACGCCCCCUGCCGUCCGAGGAAACCUAGCACUUAACACGUUGCACCCGGGGGUGAGUGUGGGCCAGGCCACCACCGUAGAGAUCUUCCUGACACUGCAGUUUGUGCUCUGCAUCUUUGCGACCUAUGACGAGAGGCGGAAUGGCCGCCUGGGCUCGGUGGCCCUGGCCGUUGGCUUCUCCCUCACCCUGGGGCACCUCUUUGGGAUGUAUUAUACUGGUGCAGGCAUGAACCCUGCUCGCUCCUUUGCUCCUGCCAUUCUGACCAGAAACUUCACCAACCACUGGGUGUACUGGGUGGGUCCAAUCAUUGGAGGGGGCCUGGGCAGUCUCCUCUACGACUUUCUCCUCUUCCCCCGGCUCAAGAGUGUUUCGGAAAGAUUGUCCAUCCUCAAGGGUUCCGGGCCCAACGACUCCAAUGGGCAGCCCGCGGGCACGGGGGAACCUGCUGAACUGAAAACCCAGGCCCUGUAA
Molecule: messenger RNA, 792 nt
Organism: Pteronotus mesoamericanus
Lineage: Eukaryota; Metazoa; Chordata; Mammalia; Chiroptera; Mormoopidae
Gene: MIP
Product: major intrinsic protein of lens fiber
Exons: 4
Coding region: 1-792 (263 amino acids)
Biological process (GO): water transport; transmembrane transport
Cellular component (GO): plasma membrane; apical plasma membrane
Molecular function (GO): water channel activity
Source: RefSeq, a predicted model, not a curated record